AUGAUGGACACUAUCACUGAUGACGCGCCCAAGCAACGUGUAUUUCACUUCGGUUACUCCCCUACCGUUAAUUGCGCAUGGAAAUAUCUGAUUCCAGUCAAUUGUCGCAAUACACCGAGACGUCAGCUUGGUGUACCUGUGCUUGUGCCGCUAGCUGGGAUCAUGACGCGUCUUGAUUCAUCAGCGCAGCCUCGCAUAAACGUAUAG
This is a messenger RNA of Serpula lacrymans var. lacrymans S7.9, 207 nucleotides long. RefSeq lists its product as uncharacterized. The record is from RefSeq and is a predicted model, not a curated record. Bases 1 to 207 code for a protein of 68 amino acids. The transcript is spliced from 3 exons. Lineage: Eukaryota; Fungi; Basidiomycota; Agaricomycetes; Boletales; Serpulaceae.